AUGAGAGAAGAUGGCGAAGGUGUUGAUCUCAAGUUGAAAGAGGAUGAGGAUGAUAUUGAAUUUGUCUACAUUGAAGACGUGCAAGAAGACGAGAGCCGGGAGGAGGAACUCCCUCUUCAUAACAUCGACUUAGUUACCUGCUCAUCAUGGAUCCUGGAUCCUGUAUGGUUCUUCAAAGGCAAUCUCGACCCUUCGAGCCUGAAGCGAUCUCUUUCUCGCUUCCUCCGCCUCUUCCCUGCCCUCUCAGGAAGGCUGGGUCCCUCCAGCGUAAAGCUCAGCAACCAAGGAGUUCCUUUCACAACGAGGAGGAGAGCAAGGGGGUCAGGGUACGACUACGUGCAAGAGGAGCCGAGGAGAGGAGAGUUCACGGACGUGCGAGGCUACGAGGGGGUGCUGGCAGGUACCGAGCCGAUCAUGACCGUCAUGGUUACAAACUUCCGAGAUUCAACGAGCGCGCUAGGGGUCGCGAUCAGCCACGUCAUAGGAGACGGCUUCACCCUCUACUCCCUCGUGGCGCUGUGGUGUGACUUGCACAACGACGGGACGUGCAGCGGGGAGUACAGCAUGGACAGGACUGAGCUGAUCCGACGAACGAACCCGGAUGGCAGGAGGGGGACGAGAGCUGCGUUCCCCGCUGACUCUCUGCGAGAAAUCCACAACUUUUGCCAGCAGCAUGUGGGGGAGAGGAGGAGGAUGUUCCGCUUCAGCAGCGAGGAGCUCGCCACCCUCAAGGCAUCCGUGCCGUGUGCGGACGGGAGGAGGCCGACGACCAACGAGGCCUUGAUAGCCAGAGCAUGCAAGCUCUGUGGAGGGAGGGGAGGGAGAAAGGACAACGGGCCGGUUCAGCUGAUGAUGAUCGCAAACCUCCGGGGAAGGAGCGAGACAUUCUCCCCAGGCUACCUCGGGAACGCCUGCACCUCCCUGGUCGGCUUCUGUCCUGCUAAACCAAGGACAAGCGAGCUGCGGCAGCUGCUGUCCAGCUUCAAGAAUGUGGGCGACCUGGUGAGGGAGAGGCAAUCCUGCGAUGCUCUCGUCCGCUACUUCGUUGGAUGGCUGACUGGGCUGGAGGACGGGCUUGUCCUCCCCGGCCCUGUCGACUACUCGAGGCCUCUGGUUGCAACCAACUGCCAAGUCAGCCUUCCUGCAGAGCGAGUCAGGUGA
Guillardia theta CCMP2712 is the source of this 1161-nucleotide messenger RNA. RefSeq lists its product as hypothetical. NCBI's taxonomy places the organism in Eukaryota, Cryptophyceae, Pyrenomonadales, Geminigeraceae. The record is from RefSeq and is a predicted model, not a curated record. The transcript has a single exon. Gene Ontology annotation, molecular function: acyltransferase activity, transferring groups other than amino-acyl groups. The coding region runs from base 1 to 1161 and encodes 386 amino acids.